CUGUGCCCUUCCAGACCCUGCCUCAGCUGGGCAGGAAGAAGAGGACCCAGCUUGACUGGGGGCGGUGGGUAGGGGGCCUUUGGGUGAGCCAAGCAGCCCCAGAUGCUACCUCCGGGCUCUAUGUAAGGUAAACUGCCAGCCCACACUCCCCUCUUCGGCCAAUCACAGAAAGAACAGGGCAGAAAUCAAGAGAGUAAAGGAGGGGGCUUGGCAUAUCUGGUCAAGGGGCGGGAGGGACACUGCCAGCCUGGGGCCUGGAAGCAACACAGACGAUAAUACCUUUAUACUGGGGCCAGCAGCCCUGAUCCCUAAAAGGCUGGAUAGACUCAACAUCCCAAGGGAUGAACACAUGAGCUCUGGCUCCUGCAGAGAGACAAUAAGGACUGGGAGGGACCAGGACACACUGGGUCCAGCUUCACCGAGCCCAGUCCUGCCAAUGACAAUGAAAUAGCAUGGAAUAAGCCAGAGCCGGCCCAACUAGAAACAGAGGAUUCACCGCAGCCUCAGGGAGAACACUGGAAUCUCCAAGCCGCCCUCUCCCCAUGGACUCCACCCCACUGAGGCCAGCCAGGACGGGGACAGUCCCAUGAAUGACAUCAAGAGCUGUAAAUGAAGGACAUGAGCAGAGCAGCCAGGCGGCACCUGGCACAAUCCAGCCCCACCCAGACGAGGGCCACCCGCCGCCCCUUGAAACCGUCCCGGUCUCCUGGAAGGGCUGCAGGGAGUCCCCCGGAGGCCCGGCAGAGAGCCCUGCUGGGGAGGAGGCCCAAGGUGAGGACAGCCCCACGGCUGCGCAGCUGGACGUGUUGCGCCUGCGAAGCUCUUCCAUGGAGAUCCGUGAGAAGGGCUCAGAGUUCCUGAAGGAGGAGCUGCACAAAGCCCAGAAGGAGCUGCAGCUGAAGGACGAGGAGUGUGAGCGGCUGUCCAAGGUGCGGGAGCAGCUGGAACAGGAGCUGGAGGAGCUGACGGCCAGCCUGUUUGAGGAAGCCCACAGAAUGGUGCGGGAAGCCAACAUGAAGCAGGCAGCGUCAGAAAAGCAGCUGAAGGAGGCGCGGGGCAAGAUCGACAUGCUGCAGGCGGAGGUGACCGCCUUGAAGACCCUGGUCCUCACAUCCACACCAGCCUCUCCCAAUCGCGAGCUGCACCCACAGCUGCUGAGCCCCACCAAGGCUGGACCCCGCAAGGGCCACUUGCGACAUAAGAGCACCAGCAGCGCCCUUUGCCCCGCCAUGUGCCCCACUGCCGGACAUCCCCUCACCCCGGACAAGGAGGGCAAAGAGCCUGGGCUGCCCCCCUUCCUCUCCCUGCUCCUCUGCGUGGUCCCCAGCAAAGCUGUUCAACUCACCUAUGAGCCGGCCUGGCAGCUCCUGCCUGGGGAGCCACCUACGGCCCCCUCCUCUGCUACCUCUCUCUCCUUUUCCCAACAGGUGGACACAACCCUAUUCGCAGAGUUCCAGGCCUGGAGGGAGUCACCCACCCUGGACAAGACCUGCCCCUUCCUUGAGAGGGUGUACCGGGAGGACGUGGGCCCCUGCCUGGACUUCACGAUGCAGGAGCUCUCAGCACUGGUACGGGCCGCCGUGGAGGACAACACGCUCACCAUCGAGCCCGUGGCCUCGCAGACACUGCCUGCAGUGAAGGUGGCUGCAGUCGAGUGUGGCAGCACCAACACCUGUGCCCUGAGCGGACUGGCUCGUGCCUGUCGCCACCGAAUCCGGCUUGGGGACUCUGAGAGCCACUACUACAUCUCGCCGUCCUCCCGGGCCAGGAUCACUGCAGUGUGCAACUUCUUCACUUACAUCCGCUACAUCCAGCAGGGCCUGGUGCGGCAGGAAGUGGAGCCGAUGUUUUGGGAGAUCACGAGGCUGCGGAAGGAGAUGUCACUGGCCAAGCUCGGCUUCUUCCCCCAGGAGGCGUAGGGCAUGGCCCAGGCCUGGAGGGGAGCUCUGAUCCGUAGCCAACACCUGCCCCAAGCACAGACAGACAGGAAGACAGGGUCCCAGAGCCAGCCCUGAGCAAGAAGCUGAGCAGAUGGACAAAUGGCCAGGCCACAGAAGCCUUGCUGAGCUGGUACCAAACCUUCAACCCAGGACAGACGACAGGAGCUCAUGAACUGACCCUUCUCUCUUCACCAGUGGCCCUGCAGCCACUGGGAGACCUUCAGGGAAGCACUGAAGACCAAGGAGCUUGGGCCCGUACUCGGGCUCAGCCCUCGGGAAGGGAAAUGUGUAUCUGCACCCCCUUUGCAGGCCUGGGAGCUGCUGCUCACAGGUGCUUUGUUGCUGCCUCAUCCUCAGAAGGGGACCACUGAGGACCGCGCUGGGUGGCCUGACCUCCAGGGAUCGCCCCCACCUCAGUUCCCGAGCCCUGGGGCACCAGCACCCCCUGGUGGCCAUCCCUCAUCCAUUCCCCGUGGCCUCCCUGUUGGACUGCCUCAAUGCCGCCCCCCUCCCCCCUGCUGUGUCCAGUGUCCGUCGGAAAUGGGGCUGUCAGGGACUCUCACACCAACCUAUACCUGCUUGAGGACCGUCCCCAAACUGUUCUUCAGAUGGAUCAGGCACUGAUCCUUGCACUUGACCCCAUCCCCCACCUGAGCCCAUGCCCCAGGAGGCUCUGCCCCCACCACCGUUGGAAAGAUUAGGAUGGGUUUCCCCCAAAGUAAAACUCAGGGCCUCAGGACACCCAUGUCUAUGUUCAGCUGUGAGUGGCCAUUCAGACAAUGGGGGUUGAGGCUGCCUUGCCCUGCACACAGGACUGGGGUAGGGUGGGCACGCCCCAGGCCCGCUCCUCACCCCGCACAGCCCAUUUAGGACUCAGGUCCAACCUGGACACAUCCCUCACCACAGCUGAUUUCCUUUGAAUGGAAUGUAACACGAUCUCUAUUUAAUAAAGGAAGGCUUUGUUAGUAGA
This is a messenger RNA of Canis lupus familiaris (dog), 2910 nucleotides long. It is a transcript of the gene RAB3IL1, whose product is annotated as RAB3A interacting protein like 1. Gene Ontology annotation, cellular component: Golgi to plasma membrane transport vesicle. NCBI's taxonomy places the organism in Eukaryota, Metazoa, Chordata, Mammalia, Carnivora, Canidae. Gene Ontology annotation, molecular function: guanyl-nucleotide exchange factor activity. The transcript is spliced from 12 exons. Bases 591 to 1919 code for a protein of 442 amino acids. Gene Ontology annotation, biological process: exocytosis. The record is from RefSeq and is a predicted model, not a curated record.